UCACACUGUUUCCUGAUCUGAAGGAGAGGAGACAGACCAGGGCUGUAACAGUAGGGGGGGAGAGGAGCAUCAUGGCCAUGGCUUACCAACAGAAGCUAGCUGAGAAGCUCACCAUCCUCAACGACAGAGGGACAGGGGUGCUGCUGCGUAUGAACUACAUUAAGAAGACGUGCUUGGAUCCCAAGCUUCGGCCACAAUACCUGACAGACAAGACCAUGGAAGCAUCUGUCAAAUACAUCAAUAAGAAGUUCCCCAACAUCGACUUCAGGGGAAAUAGUCAGUAUCUGGUGGGCAUCCAGAAACACAAGUCUGAGGUGAUGGCGGCCAUGUCCAGCUACUAUGACUCCUUCAUAGACGUUAUGGAGUUCAGGGAUCAUGUUUAUGAACUGCUGAAUACAAUUGAUGCCUGCCAGUGCUUCUUCAACAUUGCGGUGAACUUUGACUUCACCAAGAACUACCUGGAGCUGAUCAUCACAUAUAUAUCUGUCAUCGUCAUGCUUUCACGCGUCGAAGACAAGAAGGUCCUGGUGGGCAUGUACAACUGUGCUCACGAGAUGUCCAAUGGCAGCAGUGACCCUGCGUACCCACGCCUGGCUCAGAUGUUUAUGGAGUAUGAACAGCCCAUUAAGAAAUUGACUGAGGAAUUCGGCCCUCACACUAAGGGUGUGACGGAGGCCCUCCUGUCCCUACAGAUGUUGUACCCCAGGAGGAACCUUCCUGCAGAACAGUGGCGCAGCGCUCAGCUCCUCAGUCUCCUCAGCGCACCUGCCUCCAUGCUGGACCCUGCCUGCUGCGACACCAUGGCCUGUGAGUACUUGUCCUUAGAGGUGAUGGAGCGAUGGAUCCUUCUGGGUUACCUGCUAUGUCAUAGCAGUCUGAACACCAACCAGUCAUCUCAGGAGCUGUGGAAGAUGGCCCUCCGCAGCGGCCUUUAUCUCACCAUCAUCAGGGAUGAGACAAUCAACAUCCACAAGAUCACAGAGGACUACUUCGAUGGCCUGAAAGGGUACAGUAAGCGCAUCGCCGAUAUCAAAGAAUGUCGCGAGCAUGUUAUAGUCAACAGUGGAGCCAUGCACAGAGAGAGGAGAGGUUUCCUGAGGAACGCCUUGAAGGAGCUGGUCAAAGUCCUGGAGGAUGAACCUGGACUUCUGGGACCCAAGGUGUUGUUUGUCUUCAUGGCUCUGUCGUUUUCCCGUGACGAAGUCCUGUGGCUCGUCAGAUAUUCAGAGAAUAUUCCCAAGACCAAGACUCCAGAGGACUACGUAGACUCGCAGAUGGCUGAACUCCUGUUCUACAUGGAGAGGUUGAGGACCCUGAUGACUAAGUACAGCCGUGUGGUACAACGCUACCAUGUCCAGUACCUGGCCCAGUUUGAUGCCCUGCUCCUCAACGACACCAUGCAGAAUAUGUAUGUCUGUCCAGAAGAGGAAUCAGUCCUGAUGACAUCAUUUGUCUCAACCCUGUCUGCACUGACUAUCAAGCAAGUGGAAAACGGAGAGGAGUUUGACUUCAGGGCUCUGAGACUGGACUGGUUAAGAUUACAGGCCUACACCAGUGUGUCCAAGGCCCCACUCUCCCUCAAGGAAUACCCAGACCUGGCUAAAGUGAUGAACAUGACCCAAUUCCACACCAAGAUGUUGGACAACGUGCAGGAGAUGCUUCACGAAACCUCAGAUCUCUCCAUUCUCUGCUUCUACCCGCGGGUGUUUGAGAAGAUGUUCUCUCAGAGCAGCGAGGAGGUUUCUAUGCAGCGCUACCUCAUGUCUUUCCCUCUGGUCUGCUCCCACUUCAACCAGACUGUCCAUCCGCUCUGUCCAGAAGAGACGGAGGCUGUUGAGAAGAGGAGUCUGCGUCUGUGUGUGACCUUCCUGGAGGAGAUUGCCAAACAGACCAGCUCUGUCAUCUUAGAGAUCUGUAGCGAACAGUGCAACCUCAAUGACCAGCUGUUGCCCAAACACUGUGGCCAGACCAUAAGUGCAGCUCGCAAUAAGAAGCAGAAGAAACAGACGCCGAAAAAAGGAGACGUGCAGAAAGAGAAACCUGGAACAGAGAGUCAGAGGAAGGAUCGUGCCAUCGUCACCAAUAUGGACAAGCUGCAUCUGACUCUGACUGAGCUGUGCUCCUCAUUCAGUGGGAGCAGUGACUUCACAGUGUUCAACCACAUCGUCACUCCUGCAGAGUUCCUCAUAUCUCACUUGGAGACACGCCUCACCAAGAUCAUCGUGAGAAUGGCCCAUUACAACCAGACCACCCAGGAAAUAGGACGUCCGUCUGACCUCCUGGCCGGGAUUCGGGCCUACACAGCCAGCCUGCACACCCUGUCACGCUACCUCAGUCUGGACGUCACUAGGCUGGUCAAGAAUGUCCUACUGCAGCAGACACAGCCACUGGACUCAUACGGAGGACAGACCAUCACCACGCUGUAUACCAACUGGUACCUAGAGGGCCUUCUGCGUCAGGCCAGCAGCAACCUGAUCGUUCACUGCCCUGUGAUGCACUGCUUCGUCAACCAGACCAUCGAGAACGAGCAGAGUUUCAGAGCAGAGGAGUACUCUGAUAUCUCAGAGAUGCAGGCCCUGGCCGAGCUGAUUGGUCCGUACGGCCUCAAGUUCCUCAGUGAGAACCUGAUGUGGCACAUCACCUCACAAGUCGGAGAACUCAAGAAACUGGUGAUAGAGAACAUGGACGUGCUAGUUCAGAUGAGAGCUAACUUUGACAAACCUGAGGCCAUGGCUAACCUCCAGAAGAGACUGCCUGCGGGAGAGAACGUCCUGAAGAGGAUGACCAUCAUCGGAGUGAUCCUGUCCUUUAGAGCCAUGGCACAGGACACACUGGAAGACAUCAUGCAGAAGCAUUGCCCCUACCUGAUGGGGCCCAUUGAGAGCCUAAGGGACAUGGUCUCCCCUGACACAGACAUCAAGGUAACCCUGACGGUGUUUGAGCUGGCUUCUGCAGCAGGACUGACUUGUGACAUCGACCCUGCUUUGGUGGCAGCCGUCGCUAGUAUGCGUACAGAUAACUCAUCUGUUGAUGAGGAGUACAAGCUAACCUGCCUUCUCCUGGUUUACAUCGCCGUGUCUCUGCCCAUCCUGGCUUUGGAUCCCAACUCCUACUACAGCAGACAUUAUGGGGGGCACCACAACAACAUCCACUGUCUGGCCACGGCCGUCAACCAGCUGUCUGCAGCCAUGUUCACCGUCGAGAGCAAGAACAUAGAGCAGCACCUUAAGGAGUUCCUUCUGGUCGCGUCUUCCACACUGCUCCAGCUGGGGCAGAAUGUAGAGAAUAGGGUGGACGGCAAGAACAGAGACUCCAUCUACCUUCUCCUGCACAUGAUCGUGGAGGCGUCUCCGUUCCUGAGCCAGGACAUGUUGGAGAGCUGUUUCCCUUAUGUCCUGCUGAGGAACGCCUACAGAGAGGUCUACAAGAACUAUAUCAUUACACUGGGCUAACACACACACACACACACUGCUGAGGAACGUCUACAGAGAGGUGUACAAGGCCACUAUCAUUACACUGGGCCGGAUGCACUGAGUAUCCGAUAUAACCUCUUCUGGGUUGGGAUUCAAGCUGCUCGCUUUUGUAGACAGUGUGGCUUUCAAAGGCAAUGUUAACCGUGUUCGUCAGGCCUGCUAUAUAGCACAGUUUCAGAUUGAAUCCAGGCUCUAGUCUCUGAUGUCGUCAAACACUGCCUUCUGCUCCGUAGGGUCUAGGUUGUGUUACUGUAAAAGCUCUGUGGGGUCAACAUUGGAUUACUGUAAAAGCUCUGUGGGGUCAACGUUGGAUUACUGUAAAAGCUCUGUGGGGUCUAGGUCGUGUUACUGUAAAAGCUCUGUGGGGUCAACGUUGGAUUACUGUAAAAGCUCUGUGGGGUCUAGGUCGUGUUACUGUAAAAGCUCUGUGGGGUCUAGGUCGUGUUACUGUAAAAGCUCUGUGGGGUCAACGUUGGAUUACUGUAAAAAGCACUUUGUGACAACUGAUGAUGUAAAAUGUGAUUUAUAAAUAAUAAUAAUAAUGAUUGAUUGGUUACUAUGCACCGCUAACACAAUAUAUGUGGCUUUUGUAAACCUUCAGAAAUAAUAUAACCUUUAUUUAGCCAUUAUUAAAGGGUUUAUGAAAGAA
Oncorhynchus nerka (sockeye salmon) is the source of this 4122-nucleotide messenger RNA. It is a transcript of the gene nckap1l, whose product is annotated as NCK associated protein 1 like. Gene Ontology annotation, cellular component: SCAR complex. Gene Ontology annotation, biological process: cell morphogenesis; cortical actin cytoskeleton organization; cell projection assembly. Lineage: Eukaryota; Metazoa; Chordata; Actinopteri; Salmoniformes; Salmonidae. The record is from RefSeq and is a predicted model, not a curated record. The transcript has 31 exons. The coding region runs from base 72 to 3452 and encodes 1126 amino acids.